AAUACAUAGAAACUAGGAAAGUAAAGUGAGUAAAAUUUCAUAAAAAUCUUUUUAUUCUUUUAAAAAUUAAAAAAGAAAAUUUUCUAAAACCUUGCGUUAACAUGCCAAUACAAUACCCACCAGCCAGAGCAGCUGGAAUGGCAAAAUUUGUGUGAAAUAAUUGUAAAAGAUAUAAAAUAUAAUACCAGUGCUGGUUUCUUCUACUCCCCUACGCCAACAAGAAAAUAAAUAAUAAAGAGAAGAAAUAAAAUAUUAAUAAUUUAUAUCUACACACUCCUCUGAAUUGCCAUAGCACAAAUAUUAUUGCACAAAAAAAUAACAAGUAAAACUAACAACAAGAACAAUACCAAAUUAAUCUAAAAUAAAAAGGGGGCAGAUUUAAAAGAAAAGAAACUACUUUCCAUUACAUAUAGCAAAAAUACUAAACUACAAAAAUAAACAACAAAACGAGAGAGAGAGAUAAAGUGAAAGAGAGCUAGAAUAUUUUUAAGUAAAAACUAAAAAAAACAAACUUUUAACACAUACACUAAAAAAAACUGGAUAAAAUAUAAACGACAUUAUAUAGCAACUCUGGCUUUCGUAGAGACAAUUUAAGGAACUUUAACAAGUUAGAGCUUAUUUAGACUGGCUCAAAACGAAGAAAACGGGGGCGCUGAGUCUCCCGACGGUACCCAAGAAGGACGCGAAGCGUGUUGGUGGAUACCCUGGUCUGCAAUGGGUUGCUUUGGCUCACCAAGCUCUAAGCAAUCUGAUAUAAAUUCUGAAGAUACAAGAAGUCAGAAGCGUCGUAGUGAUGCCAUUUCCAAACAAUUACAAAAGGAUAAACAGCUCUAUCGGGCUACCCAUCGGUUGUUGUUGCUAGGAGCUGGUGAAUCCGGCAAAUCAACCAUAGUCAAGCAAAUGCGUAUUUUACACGUUGAUGGCUUUUCAGAGCAAGAGAAAAAACAAAAAAUUGAUGACAUUAAGAAGAACAUUCGUGAUGCAAUUUUGACUAUUACUGGUGCCAUGAGCACAUUAAAUCCACCUAUACCAUUGGAAAAGAAAGAAAACGAAGCCAGAGUUGAAUAUAUACAGGACUAUGCUUCAAGUCCAGAUUUCAACUAUCCGCCAGAAUUUUAUGAGCAUACAGAGGAGUUGUGGAAAGAUAAGGGUGUUUUGGCAACUUAUGAAAGAUCAAAUGAAUAUCAAUUAAUCGAUUGUGCAAAGUACUUCUUGGACCGUGUGAGCAUAAUUAAACAACCCAACUAUACACCGAACGAGCAAGACAUAUUGCGGUGUCGGGUUUUAACUUCUGGUAUUUUUGAAACAAGAUUUCAAGUUGACAAAGUCAAUUUUCAUAUGUUUGAUGUGGGAGGCCAACGGGAUGAACGUCGAAAGUGGAUACAAUGCUUUAAUGACGUUACUGCAAUUAUAUUUGUGACAGCAUGUUCUAGCUAUAACAUGGUUUUACGAGAAGAUCCAACACAAAAUCGUUUGCGUGAAUCCUUGGAACUAUUUAAAAGCAUUUGGAACAAUAGAUGGUUACGUACAAUAUCUGUAAUUCUAUUUCUCAACAAACAAGAUUUGUUAGCUGAGAAAAUAAAAGCUGGUAAAAGCAAACUUUCGGAUUAUUUUGCCGAAUUUAAUAAAUAUCAAACACCAAGUGAUGCAAUAAUCGAGUCUGGAGAUGAUCCUGAAGUCAUAAGAGCUAAGUAUUUCAUACGUGAUGAGUUUUUGCGUAUUUCUACUGCAAGUGGUGAUGGCAAACACUAUUGCUAUCCACAUUUCACAUGUGCUGUAGAUACUGAGAAUAUCAAGAGAGUAUUCAAUGAUUGUCGAGAUAUAAUUCAAAGAAUGCACCUUCGUCAGUAUGAAUUGUUAUAGGUUUAUUCUACAAAAAAUCACUUAAUAAAAAUAAUGUGCAAAUAAUACAACUAAUCAA
Messenger RNA from Lucilia sericata (common green bottle fly), 1921 nucleotides. RefSeq names its product guanine nucleotide-binding protein G(s) subunit alpha (gene Galphas). The record is from RefSeq and is a predicted model, not a curated record. Gene Ontology annotation, cellular component: heterotrimeric G-protein complex. Gene Ontology annotation, molecular function: GTP binding; GTPase activity; G protein-coupled receptor binding. The coding region runs from base 715 to 1863 and encodes 382 amino acids. The transcript is spliced from 9 exons. Lineage: Eukaryota; Metazoa; Arthropoda; Insecta; Diptera; Calliphoridae. Gene Ontology annotation, biological process: adenylate cyclase-activating dopamine receptor signaling pathway; sensory perception of chemical stimulus.